This is a messenger RNA of Vicia faba (fava bean), 1620 nucleotides long. The record is from the annotation of a GenBank genome assembly. Lineage: Eukaryota; Viridiplantae; Streptophyta; Magnoliopsida; Fabales; Fabaceae.
AUGGAGUGCACAAAGAGAACAACAUUCUCUGAACAUUUUCUCUCUUAUAGAACAAAAAUUCUAUCUGGUUUCACAUUAGGUCUUGUAGCUUCUCUCGUUUUUCUAACACUUCUCUUUUUCAAUUCCUCUUUCAAAAUCCCCAAACUCCAAGUUUUUCUUCAAGGAUCUCAAUUCAAUCGAAACUAUUCAUCUUCUUCUUCACUCUCUUCAUGGCAUUUUCCGUUUUCAUCAUUCUCUUCAAAUUCAAAUCCCAAUGCUUCGGUCACUCCUCUUCAUACGUUUGAUGAAGAACAACAGAGUUUAGCCCGUGAGGUGAAUGCAACGAACGAGGGGUUGGAGAAAGGGAAAACGAAUUUGGGGAAUUUUACGGGUAAUUUAUUGGAUCGGGGUAGCGUUGAUGAAGUCGGUAACUUUAGUGUUGGGAAAGGGAAUUUUUCUGAGAAUUUGUUGGAUCGGGAUAGGGUUGUUAAAGAUGGAAACUUUUCUGUUGGGAGAAGUGGAAUUGAUGGAAAGGGGAACUCGAGUGUUGCUGUGGCGGUGGAGAAGAGUAUAGAGAGGAUUGAUGAAAAGUGUGAUAUAUUUGAUGGGAAUUGGGUGAGAGAUGAGUCGAAACCUUAUUAUCCUUUGGGUUCUUGUCCGUUUGUGGAUAGGGAUUUUGAUUGUCAUCUUAAUGGGAGGCCUGAUAGUGAUUAUGUCAAGUGGAAAUGGAAGCCUAGUAAGUGCGAUAUUCCAAGUUUGAAUGCAACUGAUUUCCUGGAAAAGUUGCGAGGACAGAGAUUGGUUUUCGUUGGGGAUUCACUGAACAGGAACAUGUGGGAGUCCAUGGUGUGUAUUCUACGUCAAAGUAUCAGUGACAAGAAACGUGUUCACGAAAUUUCAGGAAAAAGGAGAUUUAAGAAGAAGGGUGUCUACUCUUUUAGAUUUGAGGAUUAUAAUUGUUCAGUAGAUUUUGUGAGUUCAACAUUUAUUGUUCGCGAGUCGACUUUCAAAGGCGUAAAUGGGUCUUUUGAGACAUUAAGAUUGGAUUUGAUGGACGAGAAAACUAUCAGGUAUCAUGAUGCUGAGAUCAUAGUCUUUAACACAGGGCAUUGGUGGACACAUGAAAAGACAUCUAAGGGAGAAGACUAUUAUCAAGAAGGCAACCAUGUACACCCGAGACUCAAAGUUCUGGAUGCAUAUAAAAGGGCAUUGACCACGUGGGCUAAAUGGAUUGACAGCAAUGUUGAUGCAAAUCGAACACAUGUUUUCUUCAGAGGAUACUCAGUUACCCAUUUCAGCGGUGGCCAAUGGAAUUCAGGAGGAAAGUGCCACAAAGAAACCGAGCCAAUAUAUAAAGGACAUCAUUUACGGAAAUAUCCCUCGAAAAUGAGGGUUCUAGAUUAUAUCAUCCCAAAGAUGAAAACUCCAGUGAUUUAUAUGAACAUAAGUAGGAUGACAGAUUACAGAAAAGACGCUCAUCCUUCAAUAUACAGAAUGGAAUACAAGACAGAAGCAGAAUGGGCCACCGCCGAGCAACACCAAGAUUGUAGUCAUUGGUGCUUACCAGGAGUACCGGAUACUUGGAACGAAUUACUCUACGCAUCUCUCUUACAAUAUGGUAAAGGCAAUUGGAAAACCUGA